This is a messenger RNA of Trametes versicolor FP-101664 SS1, 1054 nucleotides long. RefSeq lists its product as uncharacterized. Bases 307 to 999 code for a protein of 230 amino acids. NCBI's taxonomy places the organism in Eukaryota, Fungi, Basidiomycota, Agaricomycetes, Polyporales, Polyporaceae. The record is from RefSeq and is a predicted model, not a curated record. The transcript has 4 exons.
GGAUGACUUCGUCGGGCGCUCAACACCGAUGUGACUCACCGGCUGACCGCAGCGGCCCCGAACCUUCCUCAAGAGCCCGGUCGUGUUGCGCGUACAAAAGGCCUAGGAGGAUUCUACAGCGCCCCCAUCUCGCUAUUCACCCUCGACCACACCUUCAAGCAAACACUCGAGCGAUUCACGUAAACCGCACCGCAGUUCACCCGCUCUUCUCCAAACAUUCCCGCCGUUGUUCAGCCGCUCUCCGCUUCGAACAAUCAAGAUGUCCGCAAUCACGUCGAUGCUCGCUCGUGGCCGUACCCCUUCUCGAUGCCGCAAAUAGAGCCCUUCACGAAGGCUAAAGAGCCAUGGCAUUCGGAUCCGUCAUAUCACGCUAUACUUUCCUCCAGGUCAACAGGAGGCGAUAUGGUGACAGGAUCAUCCGAUACCGGAAAGAGCGGCGGCCACCCCGACCCUAUCACGGGUUCUAGUGGGGGUGGCCAGCCGACUCACACCCAGACCUCCCCCGUCGUCGCAGCAUUGGUGGCCGUCGCGAUCCUCUUUGUGGCUUCAGUACUCGGCUGGUGGAUCGUAUCGCGCAUUCGGCGCAGUCGCAGAGGUGCCUCGGUCUCACCCAUGGACGCGCGCGACGCCAAACCUAUACUCUCAGACGUCGUGCUCGGUUCUCCUUCCGCCUCAAAAUAUAUAUACACCGCCAAGUGGGACAGGCUUUCGCCUGUCUCAGUUGACUACGCUUCCAAACUCGACCAAAAGCGCUGGGAGUCUCUCUCACAACUCGCGAAAGACGACGCCUCGCUCUCGACUUCUUCUUCCCAUUCUUCCCAAACCAGACCAAAGUCCUUCAGCAUGUUCUCUCGAGCGUCUUCGCCCGCCGCCAUGGUUUCGCCCGACCCGGAGCCUAUCGAGUUCAGGGUGGCCAUGGUCAUCGCGAUGCCCUCUCAGCGUGGGCCGCAGGGGUCAGGGGAGCUCUGCCUCGGUGUCACAUAUUCUCCGCUGUUGUAAACGCUUCAUGCGCGCUGAUUUUUUUGUAUCGUCGACGAGCCCCCGCAUUAAUAUU